Molecule: messenger RNA, 9414 nt
Organism: Eublepharis macularius
Lineage: Eukaryota; Metazoa; Chordata; Lepidosauria; Squamata; Eublepharidae
Gene: TBX1
Product: T-box transcription factor 1
Exons: 8
Coding region: 169-1656 (495 amino acids)
Biological process (GO): regulation of transcription by RNA polymerase II; positive regulation of DNA-templated transcription; cell fate specification
Cellular component (GO): nucleus
Molecular function (GO): RNA polymerase II cis-regulatory region sequence-specific DNA binding; DNA-binding transcription factor activity, RNA polymerase II-specific
Source: RefSeq, a predicted model, not a curated record
AAGGCCAACGCCUUCAGCAUCGCCUCUCUGAUUGCAGCCGCCCGGCAGGCCGGCCAGCAGGACGGCCCCGAGGAGGACGCCAUCGCGGCGCUGGACGCCCAGCUGAGCGCCGCCGGGGGGCUCCGCCAGCCCUGCAGCCCCGCCGCCCUCGCCGCCGCCCGCAGGAGGAUGCACUUCAGCGCCGUCACCCGCGACAUGGAAGCCUUCACGGCCAACAGCCUGAGCAGCCUCAACGCCUCGGCCGCCGCCGGCUACCACCAUCUCUCGCCCUCGCCGGGGGACCCCUACGGGCAGCAUGAGCCGCCGCACUACGAGCCCUGCUCGGCCCAGCAGCAGCAGCAGCCGGCGCCGCACCACCACCCCGGCCCGCAGCAGACGCCGCAGCAGCACCAGCACGGCUACCCCUUCGGCGGCGGCUCCGGCUCCAACCCGCCGUCCGGCUCCGAGACCCCCGAAGCGGCGGGCGGCGGCGGCUCCUCCGCUCCGGCCUCGGCCAAGGCGCCUGUCAAGAAGAACCCCAAGGUGGCCAACGUCAGCGUCCAGCUGGAGAUGAAGGCGCUCUGGGACGAGUUCAACCAGCUGGGCACCGAGAUGAUCGUCACCAAGGCCGGCAGGCGCAUGUUCCCCACUUUCCAGGUGAAGAUCUUUGGAAUGGACCCUAUGGCUGACUAUAUGCUGUUAAUGGACUUCGUACCAGUGGAUGACAAGCGAUAUCGAUACGCAUUUCACAGUUCCUCCUGGCUGGUAGCCGGCAAGGCUGACCCAGCGACUCCCGGGAGAGUACAUUACCACCCAGAUUCUCCAGCCCGGGGAGCUCAAUGGAUGAAACAGAUUGUCUCCUUUGACAAACUUAAGCUGACUAACAAUUUAUUGGAUGACAAUGGACAUAUCAUUUUGAACUCCAUGCACAGAUAUCAGCCUCGUUUCCACGUGGUUUACGUGGACCCUAGGAAAGACAGCGAGAAGUACGCAGAAGAGAACUUUAAGACCUUUGUCUUUGAGGAGACCCGCUUCACUGCAGUGACAGCCUACCAGAACCACAGAAUUACCCAGCUCAAGAUUGCCAGCAACCCUUUUGCAAAAGGGUUCCGAGACUGUGAUCCGGAAGACUGGCCUAGAAAUCAUAGACCUGGAGCCCUGCCUCUCAUGAGCGCUUUUGCCAGGUCCAGAAAUCCAGUAUCUUCCCCAGCGCAUCAGAAUGGCAAUGAGAAAGAUGUCGCUGAGAGUCGGCGGGAGUACGAACGGGAAGCAGCCAGCGGGACACCUCUUCAUGCGGAUCCUGCUCACCAGCAGCUCAUGUCUCGGGUGCUGAGUCCGGCGCUGCCUGUGCCCGGUGGAGGAGGCCUGGUUCCACUCACCAGUACAACAGGAAGCCGGCCCAGCCCUCCCCACCAUGAACUGCGGCUGGAACCGUCUGCUUCGGAGACCCUGCAUCAUCACCCCUACAAACAUCCCGUCUCAGCCUAUGACCAUUACCUGGGGGCAAAGAGCAGACCGGCACCCUACCCUUUGCCCAGCAUCCGAGGACACAGUUAUCACCACCACCACCACCAUCACAUGAAUCCGGCAGCUGCUGCCGCUGCUGCAGCUGCCGCCGCAGCCAACAUGUAUUCUACUGCAGGCGCUCCUACCGGCUAUGACUAUGGACCAAGAUAACAUCACUGUCAAAAGGUCCUCUAGCUCUGACUAGCUUUCUGCAUGGUUUGAACGGCUCAGUUGCAUAUGUUUUUGGAGAGCACUAUCUUGCUGGAAGAACUCACACCGUGACCUCUGUGUUUCUACAAAGGGGGUGGGGAUGCUUUGAUCUCUUGCACAAGUUUGAUCCCUCCUCUGAACCUCCUUUUCUUGCACCCUCCGAUUCAUCAAUCCAGACUGGUUUCCUUCCUCAUCCCAGGGGAUGAAACAAUAGGCUGGCUUAACUCAGCAUACAAUCCGAUGGACUCAGCUCACACCAGAGUGAUGGAUGGAGGUCAGGACGUCCUCUGCGGCAUUUCACACCACCUCCCACCAUGUUCGGAGCGCAUUGGUCUCUCCCUCACCCCCAGACACAGGGAUCUCCAGCUGCGAUUUUCUUUGCUCUAUAAACGAAGCCAUAUGCUGCUUCAAUUCCCUUGCUGCUGUCAUCAUAAUAUAACCUUUACUGCUUUUGCAGUUCUUUACCUGUUCAAAGUGCUUGAUGAAGCCCACUUCUAACACUGUCAUUUUAUAGGUAGGACAGCUAGUCCUGUGGACAGCCUUACAAAACUGAUUUUCACUUAAGGCCAAUUUAAUGUGAUGGGAUUAUGACUGCAGUGGUGAAAAUACACUAAUCAGUUUGACAUUGGCAGAGUGUGCUGAUGUGCAACUGACCUGUGCAAUCAUGCACCUGGAAGAUUGAGCAUCAGUUGCACACAGAGAGUGACUUGACCUUUGGGAUCUCUGAGGAAGACUGGAGAUGGGCACGAACCGAAAUACGAACCAAAAUUAAGCACGAACCAGGCCGGUUCGUGGUUUGCGAACCACAGUUCGUCAGAUCCCAUUUCUGACAAAUCGCCAUGAACUUUUAGGCUGAUUCGUUUGGUUCAUUUUUUGGUUUCUCGCUGCAGACAGCCUGGUGGCAAUCAAUCAGUUUCCUAGGCAACAGGGGAUGGACUUCCUGCAAACCUUCUGUUUGCCGGAAAGUGAUGGCUUUCUGACCUGGAUAAGAUGUUUUCACAAACCAAACAAACCGGUUCAUGAACCAGGGGCAGGUUUGUGAAAGUUUGUGGUCCAUGAUUCGUGAAAUUUGACGAACCAUGAACCACAUGGUUCGGGGUUUUUUCAGUUCAUGCCCAUCUCUAAGGCAGACUAAUGCUGUCCUUGGCGCAUUUAUCUGUAGGGCUUAGUUAGCAACGUUGGCACCACCAUGCUAUAUAACAGGCUAAACGAUGCAGUUUGUAUCCCAGCCAUUCAACAAAUGCUCUGUGGCAUUAGAUCACGCCGUGCAGACAGUUGGAGCAGCCCAGAAAUGUGGAUGGGAGGAUGUUGUUGCAGUCAUACUGCUGCCGGUGGGCUUCCUAGAGGCAGCUGGUAGGCCACUGUGUGAAUGCUGGACUUGAUGGGCCUUUGGUUCGAUUCAGCAUUUCUCUUCUGAUGUUCUUAUUCUACCAUAACUAUUUUGCAUCUUGGCCAUAAAGUAUCUUCACUGAAUAUAAGUAAAGAAUGUUCAAGUUCAGUCACAGGAAAUCUAUGAGAUCUGUAGCAUGGGGGAAAGAGUAAGCCCAAACCUCAGGAGCACCUGCUCUAGACCCCUCACAAAUGGUAUUGCUAGAAAACUGUGUAAAUGCAUGAGUAAUUUGCAUAGUACUGGUGAUCUUACCAUCAUGGAGUCAGACGAAUCACAAAUGCCCAGUUCACGUGUCACGUCCUUUGCAGAGAGGGAACCAUGCUUGUUCCUGAACAGCAAGCCCAUCGCAAGGCUAAUUUUCUGAAAGGGGCCUGUAUGAUGGCACUGGAAUUAAAGAAGUAAUUGCCUUGCGAGGGAAUAAAUAUUCUAACAAUAAUAAUUCUAGUGAUAAUAAUGCCACAGCAGUGUGUCUUUUAUCAUAACAUCUCACAAAAGGUAUAUUAACCACUGAAUAAUCUAGUGAGAUGUUUCCUUCCUGCUUUGCAAAUUUUCUGCGAGGAAGAUGUAAUGAAUUAUUUGAGUGGAGACAAAGGAGUGAUGCAUGCACAUUUUACUGGGUUAUAACCUGGGAUUUUUUUCCAGCAGGAACGCGGUGGAACAGAGUUCCAGCACCUCUUGAAAAUGGUCACAUGGCUUGUGGCCCCGCCCCCCGAUCUAAACUCCCCUCUGUCUGGAGAUCAGGGGGUAGGGCCACCAGCCAUGUGACCAUUUUCACUGAGGGUGAUUUAAAUUUUUAAAAAUUCCUCCCCUUGUUCCAGCUGACCCAAAGUGACAUCUUUGCACGGUCUCGGAAGCAUGUGCUCACUUUGCACGUGCUCAUGUGGUACCAGGGGCACCACCUCCUGCCAGGAGUUACCCCCUGUGCUGGCAACCCACUGAGUUCCACUACCUCUUUUCCCAGAAAAAAAGCCCUGGUUAUAACAUUUCAGACUGUGGGUGGGACAGCAGACAUCUGAAGACGUGUAUGUAAUAUAUGCAUAUCUCCCAGUGUACACAAAACUAGUGUAGCUAGGGAAAGCGUUCUAGCUUGACCUUCUUUUUGAUGUGCAAAUUUUAGAUGCUCAGGAUAUAACAUGUAUAUAGACAGGAACGCUGAAACAGACAAUCCGUCACUUGCUGUCUGUAGGGGUAUAGUUCAGCAAAGACUUGUCUCACCUGACUGCUUUGCUUGCUUGUUUUUGCCUUUGGCAUUAUUAGCUUGUCUCUUUCCAAUACCUGUUCCAAGUAUGUUCAGGGCCAAUCCAUCCCACUAGAUGUUACCGCCAGCUGCCUUAGGAUAGAAAGUUAUCAUCUGGAAAUUUAGAUUGUUCCAACAUUUGUUAGUAGUAAUAAUAAUAACAACACUUGAUUUAUAUACCACCUUUCAGGACAAAUUAAUGUCACACUCAGGGUGGUUUACGAAGUGUGUUAUUAUCCUCAGGACAAUCACCCAGUGAGGUGGGCAGGGCUGAGAGAGCUCUGAAAGAGUUGUGGCUGACCCAAGGUCACCCAGCUGGCUUCAAGCGGAGGAGUGGGGAAUCAAACCUAGUUCUCCAGAUUAGAGUCCUGCCGCUCUUAACCAUUACAUCAAACUGGUUAACAUAGUUGGUCUAUGGCUGAUUCCGCACACGUUGGAUAAUGCACUUUCAAUGCACUUUAGCAGUCGUUUAGAAGUGGAUUCAGUUCCAAAUGGUCUCUAAAGAGGAUUGGAAGUGCAUUAUCUAACGUGUGCAGAACCACUGAGCAUCUCCUCCCCUGCUUCAUAAGAUAUCAUUGGACCAUAAGAUAUCAUUUGGGUCCUAUCCAAGGGUUGAUCAACACAGCCAGCUGGUACUCGGUAGCCACUGUUUUUCUGCUCAGUCUGCGGCCGCUCUCCGGUUAUUGCACAUCAGUUAUUCAUUGACACACGGAGAGACUGUACUGUUGCAUACAGUUAUUCAGUCAUCAUCAGCAGAGACUGGGAUCAUGCAGUUUCUGCAUGGGUGAGAUGAGUCAUGGCUGAAUCAUGGUUUUCACAGCAAGCACCCUUGGGGUGUCUGGUUUUUGACUAUGUAAAGAGUAACGGAGUGGUGCACAUUCACCACAUGUUUUGGAAAAAACUAUAUCAUUUGUGUUCGGUGACCGUAGCUCUUUGCGUGUUUCAUACAGCAAACACUGGGGCACCCAUUGCGACAUGUAAUAUGGGAAUCAGACUGCAGACAAGAAUCACUACCACAUAGGUUUUGUGGGGGAUACAGGAAGCUGCUGUAGCAUAGUGGUUAAGUGGUCGGGUUGCGAAUCAGCACUCUGCUGGUUUGACUCCCACUACUGCCCUGAGUUCAGGAGGUUGCCUUGGGUAAGCCUCUCCUCUCAGCCCCAGCUCCCCAGCUGUAUUGUGGGGAUAACAACAGCACUGACCUAAUUCACCACUCUGAGUAGGGCAUUAAUCUGUCUAAAAAAGUCGUAUAUGUGCAGCUAUUAUAAAAUGGAGCAGUGGAGGGUGAUGCUUUGAGGUGUUUUGUGCCCCCACUGGAGGGAAAAGAAGCAGGAUAUAAAUAUCUAAAGUGGAGGGUAUGCUGCACACAGAGAGAAAAGGCUGGCUGUGUGUAUCAACUCAGGUUAUUAGACUGAAACAUCUCCCAUUACUGAACAAUCCACAUAUAAAGUUAACCCUUUACCCGUCUCCCCCAGCUCUCUCACUAGCAAGUUUUAAUUUCAUUAACAGCUUGCCAGUCUUAUACUACCCAACUCAAUGUCCACUGCAGCAAGGCAGUAGCCAGGAUAGGGCCGGGCCUGGGGGUACAACCCUACUUAGAAUACCUAUUUGUCUCACCAAAGACUCCCCCCCCCAAAACAGACACUUAAAUUCAUGAUACAGCAACUUCUAUGGAAAGGAUGAGUAUUUGUUUUUAUAAUCAGAACGUUUCUGGUUUAAACAAACCAUUGCUGGGCUGAGGCGUCCCCAAAGAAGCUAUGUUCCAAAUACAACCCAUCUGACCCACCCUGCUCUCAUCCCCUGCCUUGCUCAGAACGGAUUUUUCAACAGCACCAUUGCUUACCUGACCCUGAAAAACCAACCUCCCUUUAGCUAUGAUGACCGUGAACUGGAAGGACAUAAGGGAUUACUUUAGGGCACUCUUUGUAAGUAGAUAUUAAAAUUCUGCAUACAAAAAUACCUGCUUCCCAUUCAAUUUAACAAUCUGUAUACACUAAAAUACCCAAAGGAUUGGCAACAGGGAUCUGGAAAGGCCUGUUGGUUUAUUAUAAGGAAAUGCCAUUAUUUUUUCCAUGUAUUGCCUUAAAAUCCUAUGUGGAAAUGUAGUAACCUACUUGGCUUGGGAUAAAAUUCCAUUGAAUACGGUGGGAUUUACCAGUGAACAAGACUGAGAUCCAGGGGUCAUUUCACAGAAAAAGAGCUGGAGGAACUCAUUAGCAUAACUCAUUAGCAUAUGCCAUGCCCCUUGACAUCACUGAAAAUGUGUCAUUAGCAUAACUGAUUUGCAUAUGCCACACCCCCUGGCAUCACCUAUCCUGGCUGUUUUGGACUCAAUCCUGGCCAUUCAGGACCGAAAUUGGGCCCAAAAUGGCAAAAAGGGGCUGAAAAUGGCCGAAAAGGGGCCCUAAAUGGUCAGGAUCAGGCUGCUGCUGAGAGUGAUCCAUCACCCAUCAGAGGCCCGAUCCGGGCCAUUUCGGCCCCAAUCCAGGACGAAACAGGCCCAAAAUGGCUGAGAGUCAGGUGGGCAGGGCCACCUGACAUGUGACCUCUUUGGGGAACUGCCAGAACUGCAUUCCUGCGCAUUCCCCCUCGAAAUGAGCCCUGCUGUGAUCCUUUUUCACAAUUCAGCAUGCACGUUUCUUUAGGAGUAUGCCCUACUGUUUGUAUGCACGGUUACUUGAAUACAGUGAGAUUUACUUGCAAGUAACCAUGCUUCCAAUUGGGCUUCUUAUCUGGAAUGCAUAGGAUACUAUUUCUAUUCUGUUAUUUGCUAAGAACUCCCAUUUAGGAUUCUUUUGCAAGAAGCACUGUUUUUGAAAGUAUGAGAUUGCUCAGUAUAACAAAUAUAGAACAUUUAAAUAUCCAGAAAUAAUAAUAUUUCCCCUUGCCUCUUAAAAAAUGUAGACCAACUUCCUGAUCUGAAUAAGAUUUUAUGGAAGUAGAUGCCAGUGAUAUUGAUGGGACUUGCAAUACAUGAAUGUAUUUAGAAUGGCAGUGAAAUGUUCAGAAGCAGUUAUUGUAAGGGAUGAGUGCAAAGACAUUUAGCGUAGGCAGCAGUUGUCAAGGAUGUCUCCCUUGUGCCAGGAUACUAAAGCACAAUUAUUUGGGAAUGGAUCAGAGCUGUUUAGCAUCCUGGAACACCAAGAGGAAGGCUAGCAAACGUCUUCCAGGGGUGUUUUGUAACAGGUGACCCAGAUUGGUUGCUCCGUACACUAUGCAAGGCAAACCCAGAUUUGCCACCAAGCCUGCACUCAACAGAGUGGCAGCUAAUCACAGCAGCCCGAUAAAUGUACAUGAAUGCUGCAGAUACACUUUACAACUCUAGGUGUAGGAAAAUGCUUAUGAACGAACUGAGAGUUGGAUCCAACUAGCUUUACUGUCAGUGAAAAAGGCAGUAAACCUCUGAAUACCAGUGCCAAGAGGCACCAUCAGGGGAAGUCCUUGGCCUCUAUGCCCUAUUUGUUGACCCCCCAUAAUAACUGGUAGGCCACUAUGUGAGAUUGGAUACUGGACUAGAUGGACCACUGGUCUGAUCCAUCAGAACUCUCCUUAUGUUCCUGUGGGCUUCCCUUUGGGUACUGCUGAGGACCUUAGGACUAGAGAUGGGCACGAACCAAAAUAUGAACCAAAGUCUGUGACGAACCAGGUCGGUUCGUGAACCAUGAACCAGCAGUUCGUCAGAGCCCAUUUUUGACAAACCACCACAAACUUUAGGCUGGUUCGUUUAGUUUGUUUUUUGGUUUGUUACUGCAGACAGCCUGGCACUGAUCAAUCAGUUUCCUAGGCAACAGGGGAUGGACUUCUGCUGACUCGGAAGUGGUCUUCUACUGGCCCGGAAGUGACCUUCUGCUAGCCCGGAAGUGACGAUUUGCUGACCUGGAUGUAACUUUUCAUGAACCAAACAAACCGGUUUCGCGAACUGAGGCAGGUUCGUGAAAGUUCGUGGUUCGUGAAAUGUGACGAACCACAGACCGCAUGGUUCAUUUUUUUCCAGUUCAUGCCCAUCUCUGCUUAGGACCCACAUGGACUCAUGAAGAUGAGACAGGGACAGUAGCAAGGAAGGGAAUUGGGCAAGGCUGUGUGAAAAAGCUGGAUGGAUCCAACUCACAACAUGUGAAGAACUGUUAAAGAUACUUAGAAUUGGCGUUUCGACUGUAACCCAAUUUAACACUGCUCAGAAGAGUUUGGUGGAAAGGGCUCUGCUCAAAUCCAAUGCAGGAUCAUCCAUCUGUGGCUUUGAAAAGCCAUGUGCUCGUUUUUCUUAAUGGCAGCCUUUAAAAUACGUUUGCUAUCUUGAUCCACAUCUAGCCUAAACAUACCCAGGCUUUUGGGUGUGACUUCCUCCUUCGUGCUUCUUUGCUCUAAAUUCCACAGGCUUCUUCUUGCUCUCAAGCACCCCCCCCCCCGUCUUUCUUUUUCUCCCUCUGGAUAUGCAGUGCUGCUACGGCAGAGUAACUUCAGCCCAAUGUUCAGCACUGAGCUCUCUGAUUCCUGAAGCGUUUGGCAGCCUUACGAAGAAUUGCAGGCAGAAGCAAAUUAGUUCCUUAACUUUUUCUUUUCUUUCUUUUUUAUUGUUGCAAACAUCCAAAUCCAUGAUAAAACGGUGUGCAAGAAACAUGCUAUUUUUUUUAAAGUUAAUGUAAUAUUUGCAGUGAAUUGUGAGUUCUUUGAAAUAUCUGACUAAACCAUGCUGUUGAAUACUGUUCUUAAGAAGUCCGGUGUAGUGUGUAUGUAUUGCAUUGCUCGCUAGCUCCAAGAUGCUCGUCCAUGUGCCCUUCUUACUUGGCUGCUGUUAUUUCAGAAGGGAUGCCUUCCUACACAUGGAUCAGUGCCAAAGCUUUUGGUCAAGCCUUUCACAACGUUGGUAUAUUUAUUUUUCUUUUUUUCUUUCCACGUUUAUGCAAUUUGUGUUUUUCUUCUUCUUGAUCAUUGCAGUGUAAGAAAAAAAUAAGCAUUCAGUUCAACCAAAGAGUCAUAUCUGCAAAGAAUGUAGAUAAUUUGUAGAUAUUUGUAGAUACUUGUAGAUAAAAAAAAAAUACCACAAUUACAUUGAAAGAAUGGUGGACAGUAACAUUUAUAAAAAGUUUUCCUCUUC